AUUUCAUUCAAUUUCAUUCAUUAUUUUGUGGCGGAAGUGCCUGAGUUUGUGCGUGACAAAUGUUUUGAAAUGCGAAUAUUUAAAAAAAUAUGAAAUCAAAUUCACAAAUGUGAGUUUUGGAUAUGUGUGUGAAAAGAUCGUGGUUUGUUUUGUAAAAUAUUUAUUUCAAAACAACAAAAAUGAUGGCGCACCGUUAUUUAUCUAAAGAGCAGUUGGAAGGAUUUGAAAGAUAUAAGUACAACUCCAUUGACACAAGUGUACUGAGCAACUAUGUUAUGCACCCAUUUUGGAACUGGUGCAUGCAGUUUUGUCCGAUGUGGGUUGCCCCUAACCUGCUAACAUUCACUGGGUUUCUACUGACUGUCCUAAACUUUGCCCUAUUCUCCUAUUAUGACUAUGGGUUCUACGCAAUGACGGACGAUAGCCUCGCUAUACCAAGCUGGGUGUGGGCUGUGAGCGCUGUCAACCUGUUUGUUGCCUAUACAUUAGACGGCAUCGACGGCAAGCAGGCGCGGCGCACCGGCACCAGCGGGCCGCUGGGCGAGCUGUUCGACCACGGGCUCGACUCGUACUCCGCCGUGCUCAUACCCACCUGCCUCUACAGCAUCUUUGGAAGGGCUGAGCUGAGCACGCUUCGCUUCUUCUUCGUGGUGUGGAAUGUCUUCUUCAACUUCUACUUCACGCACUGGGAGAAGUACAACACGGGCGUCAUGUUCCUGCCGUGGGGGUACGACUUUACCAUGAUUGGCUCGUGCAUCCUGCUGCUAGUGACGUCCAUCAUCGGGCCGAAGGCGUGGCACGUGCCGCUGCCGGGCGGCGUGUCGCCGGGCGUCGUGUUCGAGCUCGUGCUCUACGUGUCCGCCAUGCUCACCAGCCAGACGGUCAUACUGUGGAAUAUUUACAAAUCGUACCGCGACAAGACGGGCAAGAUGCGUUCAUUCACUGAAGCCGUGCGGCCGCUGGUCCCGCUCGUGCUAUUUUUCCUUCUGAGCUCGUACUGGGCGCUCUACUCGCCCACAGACAUCAUCAGCCGCGGCCCGCGCCUCUUCUACAUCGUCACCGGGACCAUCUUCUCGAAUAUUAAUUGCCGCCUGAUAGUAGCCCAAAUGAGCGACACCCGCUGCGACAUAUUCAACGGCCUCCUAAUUCCCUACGCUGGGGCGGUGGCGCUGGCGUGCUGGCGCGGCGUGUCGCCCGCCGCCGAGCUGCUGCUGCUGGGCGCAUUGGCCGCGCUCAGCUCCGCCGUGCACAUCGCGUACGGAGCCGGGGUGGUUCGAGAGAUGUGCGAGCAUUUCAAUAGAAGGUGUUUCCAUAUCAAACCCCAUAUUAAAUAGAUUUAGGUUAACUUUGGUAAAGGUUAUUGUUGAGGUUCCUCAAGAUUUCAUUAGGCUUGUAAGCCUGGCUCCCAUAGCCAUAGCCUUUGAGUAGAGAGUAUACAUUUAUUAGAGGCUAAUGGAAUCUUGACAUGUACAAUUUGUACACCUCUAUCUAAUACAUAGAUGUUUUUGGUCAAUAUUGAAGGAAUUUAUUAUGUAGUAUCCUAUUUAAACGCAUAGUGACUUCCUGUUAAAUGAAUUCUAUGUCUAUUUUAUUAAUAUGUUUAGACAUUACGUUUAGAAUAUAGCGUAUUCAAUGUAUGUAGUAGCAAGAAUGGUAUCGUGAGGUUCUAGUAUAAUUCCUGACAAAUUACUAGUCAACAGUUUUUGCCAAAUAUUUUGCCAUAUUUAUUUUUAAUGUCACAAAAUUAUAUUGUUAUUCUGGCAGUUAUUAGUUAAUACUGUGUACUCUGUUAAACAGAUAAUUUAGGCCAAAUUUCAAAGUUUUUAUUAACUUGGCUGUUAUUAUCGGGAUAGUCCUGGUGGCAUUGUAAAUAAAUUUUAAGUUAAAUAGCUGUUUUUUUUUUGUUUACGUAGUAAAUUAAGGGUUUGUUAUUUUGCUCGGUUGUUUUAAAUGUUACAAGUACAUGAGUAGGAAAACAAUCAUUAGUAAGUACAUAA
Plutella xylostella (diamondback moth) is the source of this 1997-nucleotide messenger RNA. RefSeq names its product ethanolaminephosphotransferase 1. Gene Ontology annotation, biological process: phosphatidylethanolamine biosynthetic process. The record is from RefSeq and is a predicted model, not a curated record. Gene Ontology annotation, cellular component: endoplasmic reticulum membrane; Golgi apparatus. NCBI's taxonomy places the organism in Eukaryota, Metazoa, Arthropoda, Insecta, Lepidoptera, Plutellidae. Gene Ontology annotation, molecular function: ethanolaminephosphotransferase activity.